GUACCCCUUCACCUCCAUAUACGUCUCCGUGGACGGCGAAGCCUCGUUCUGACCGUCGCCAAGCAUCAUUAGGGGUUUCGAUAUUUCGACAUUGUCUUUGGGUGUUUUGAUCGGAUUCGAGCAUAAGCUGAAAUUUUGUUGGCGAUCUGAGGACACUACGAUGGCUGGUGCUGCGGAAGUAGUGCAGGCUGCCGAGGCCAAGGCUUGCUGCGCCCACACGGGCCCGGGCUAUGCGUCCCCCAUCGAGGCCAUGGCGGGGCCUCGCGAGGCCCUGAUCUAUGUCACCUGUGUGUAUAAUGGAACUGGAAUAGAAAAGCCUGACUACUUGGCAACAGUGGAUGUGGAUCCGAACUCCCCAUCCUAUUCCAAAGUCAUUCACAGACUCCCUAUGCCCUAUGUUGGUGAUGAACUGCACCAUUCUGGUUGGAAUUCCUGCAGCUCUUGUCAUGGUGACCCUUCAGCAGUUCGGAAAUUCUUGGUUUUGCCUUCAUUGCUAUCCGGCCGCGUAUACGCCGUUAACACUGCAAAAUCUCCGAGAGCUCCAUCAUUGCAUAAGGUUGUUGAGCCUGAGGAUAUUGUGCAAAAGACUGAACUAGCAUAUCCUCAUACUUCCCAUUGUCUUGCAUCUGGUGAAAUAAUGAUAUCUUGCCUUGGGGAUAAAGAAGGAAAUGCUAAGGGUAAUGGCUUCCUUCUUCUUGAUUCGGACUUCAAUGUAAAAGGAAGAUGGGAAAAACCGGGCCAUGCUCCCAUAUUUGGCUAUGAUUUUUGGUACCAACCACGACACAAGACCAUGAUCAGUUCUUCAUGGGGUGCUCCUUCGGCUUUUUCAAAGGGCUUCAACCUACAGCAUGUGUCAGAUGGAUUAUAUGGAAGACACUUGAAUGUUUAUAGCUGGCCAGAUGGUGAAAUAAAGCAGACAUUGGAUCUUGGAAAUUCGGGGCUGCUACCCUUAGAAACAAGGUUCCUUCAUGACCCAUCUAAAGACACUGGCUUUGUUGGCUGUGCUUUGUCCAGCAACAUGGUUAGAUUCUUCAAGACCUCAGAUGGAUCCUGGAACCAUGAGGUUGCCAUAUCUGUAACACCGCUGAAGGUCCAAAACUGGAUUCUCCCGGAAAUGCCAGGGCUGAUUACCGACUUUCUCAUCUCUCUUGAUGACCGCUACCUCUACUUUGUCAACUGGCUUCACGGAGACAUUAGACAGUACAACAUUGAAAAUCCUGCAAAGCCGGUGCUGGCAGGGCAAGUUUGGGUUGGAGGACUCCUUCAGAAGGGAAGUGAUGUAGUCUAUGUGUCAGAGGACGGGAAAGAGUCACAAUUUGAUGUACCUGAGAUCAAGGGAAAUCGACUAAGAGGAGGACCACAGAUGAUUCAACUGAGCCUGGAUGGGAAGCGGCUGUACGUGACCAACUCCCUCUUUAGCGCGUGGGACAACCAGUUCUACGGUCCAGACCUCACGAAGAAGGGGUCUCACAUGUUGCAGAUCGACGUAAACACCGAGCAAGGCGGACUGACUGUAAAUCCAAACUUCUUUGUUGAUUUUGGAUUAGAGCCUGAAGGACCUGCACUGGCACAUGAGAUGAGGUAUCCUGGAGGAGAUUGCACUUCUGAUAUUUGGAUAUAAGGAAAUCAAACCGCUGUUUUGUUGGUGCUGCAGCAAAUAUUCAUGCAAGAUUGAUAAUGUAAUUUGAUACUUUAUAUACUUCAAUUGUCUUAAUCAAUAAUGCUCACCAAAUGCUUCAUGGUUACCUGUCA
Molecule: messenger RNA, 1752 nt
Organism: Musa acuminata subsp. malaccensis (wild Malaysian banana)
Lineage: Eukaryota; Viridiplantae; Streptophyta; Magnoliopsida; Zingiberales; Musaceae
Product: selenium-binding protein 1
Molecular function (GO): selenium binding
Source: RefSeq, a predicted model, not a curated record